This is a messenger RNA of Cryptosporidium muris RN66, 555 nucleotides long. RefSeq lists its product as uncharacterized. The transcript has a single exon. NCBI's taxonomy places the organism in Eukaryota, Apicomplexa, Conoidasida, Eucoccidiorida, Cryptosporidiidae. The coding region runs from base 1 to 555 and encodes 184 amino acids. The record is from RefSeq and is a predicted model, not a curated record.
AUGGAUGUUUUAGCUCGUGUUUGCGAUAUUUUGCAGGCUAUUAUAAAUAAUAACAGUACGGACGAUGUGACUGUAGAUAUUCCAGAGGAUUUAGAUGAAUCUAGCACUGAACAAUUUAAAAAUUAUCUCUACAAUGCUGGUUUUACUUCUAAUAAUGGAAAUAAAACAAAUACCCUAUAUUUAUCUCGUCGGAAUUUAGACUUGAGUAGAGUUAAGAGAUGUCUUACGGUUGUUCAACAGGAUAUGAAUAUGAAAGUCAAGAGUAGAAGAAAUAAGGGUGAUACAUUAAGUAAAAGUGAUCAACUUGAGAAAGAGUUAGCUUCAAUUAGAGCUGAGAGAGCAUUAAAGUAUCAAGAAAGUAAUACACGAAGUGUAUCUCUUGCAGUUGAGGAAAGAAGGUCUACUCGUUUGAGUAUGAGGAGAAUAUUUAACUUUAACUGGUUCUCCUCAUUAUUCCAAUCAAGAAGGGAAUCUACACCUAGAAAUCGAAUAAUUACUGAUUCAAAUUAUUAUAGAUCUAAAACUCCUUGCUGUGGCCGUGGAUGUGGUUUAUAA